CGGCAUCGUUCCUGCUUUCUCUGGCCACCCUGUACGAACGAAGGUCGCGGAGCGGACUAUUGCCAUGCGUGAAUUAUAGGGUUUGAAAAUCUUUUAAAAGUCAAAUUCUGCUCUCCUUGUUUCGGAAGGACCCCAUUACGGCAUCUAAAAAUGUAACCUGUGUUACGCCAUUGUCAUGCAGUCUGUUCUUAUGUAUGGACGGCUUUUAACGCGUGCCCUUGCAAAUGGAGUUUUUAGUUACACAAGCUCGGGCACAGAAGCACGGCACAUCUGCGGCAAAAGUGAUCUGCGGCUGCAUACGGCAACCUGCGGGUUUCCAAAGGAAAAGAAUCGAUUUUCUAUAGGCCUUUCAGGAAGAGGACAAUUCGGGGAUGAUGCGUGUUUUGCUGUAAAGUACAAGAGUUUCGAUGUCCUGGGUGUAGCUGACGGCGUUGGAGGAUGGCGGACGUAUGGCGUGGACCCGUCUCUGUUCUCAACAGCAUUAAUGCGCACGUGUGAACGAAUUGCUUGCUCGGGAAAGUUCAACCUCAACUCACCUGCAAGCAUUCUGGCAUCUAGUUACUACGAACUUCUCGAAAACAAGAGGCAAAUAAUCGGUAGCAGCACAGCGUGUGUGCUAGUGCUGAACUGCGUGGAGCGUGUCCUGUAUUCGGCAAACAUUGGUGACUCUGGGUUCCUGGUUGUGCGCCAGGGCCACGUCGUGCAUCGUUCGCAGGAACAGCAGCAUUACUUCAACACACCUUUCCAGCUAUGUCUACCGCCACCCGGUGUCAGCCAAUUUGUUCUCAGUGACAGUCCUGAUUCCGCUGCAACAUCAUCCUUUCCUGUUCAAGAAGGGGACCUUAUAUUGAUGGCUACUGACGGCCUGUUCGACAACCUCCCAGAAAACAUGAUUGUCAGCGAGCUCGCUCAACUUAAGGACGUCGGUCUGGAAAGUAUUCAACAGACAGUGAACUCGCUUGCUCUUCAGGCGAGGAGGCUGGCAUUUGAUGAAGCCCAUUUAUCUCCAUUUUCACUGAGGGCCAGGGACAAUGGGAUCGAAGCCAUUGGGGGAAAACCAGAUGACAUUACCAUCCUCCUUGCAGCAGUGAGUUCAAAGCACGGCAGUUACAGGGAGACACUCAAGGCAUCAGUAGUGCAUAAUGUAUCGCUCGAUCACGGAUGAAGAAGUACCCUUCAGCAGUACAGUAAAAAAUUGUGUAGGUUCUAUUGGUGCCAGUUUUUGCACUGAGGGGCAAAAAUUGUAUGUAUCUUUUUACAUUUUAAAGGAAUUGUCCUGUUCCACACCACCACUUAAGGGGGACCUGUAUAUAAUGUGUUUGCGCAGAAAGUAACAGAAAAGUAAUAAAUUAUAAUUUUAGUCAGACGA
Molecule: messenger RNA, 1369 nt
Organism: Ornithodoros turicata
Lineage: Eukaryota; Metazoa; Arthropoda; Arachnida; Ixodida; Argasidae
Product: protein phosphatase PTC7 homolog
Exons: 6
Coding region: 176-1165 (329 amino acids)
Biological process (GO): protein dephosphorylation
Cellular component (GO): mitochondrion
Molecular function (GO): protein serine/threonine phosphatase activity
Source: RefSeq, a predicted model, not a curated record